CCUCUUUCCCAGUUGGCAGAAACCCUAUACUCGCCUUUUCUCUCUUCCUCUCGUACUCCAACAAUGGAGUUUUGGGGAGCUAAAGUUAAGGCCGGCAAGACUCUCAAGGUGAAGCCUGAUGAAGACUGUCUUAUUCACAUUUCUCAGGCUUCUCUUCGUAAAUCGAGAAGGGGAGUAUCUGCCCUCUUGUAUGCCACCGUUGAUGACAAGAAACUCCUCCUUGGAACUCUCUCUCAAGACAUCAGCUUUGACCAUCUCCUCUUUGACAGAGAAUUCGAGCUCUCACACACCUUGGAGAGAGGAUCUGUCCAUUUCACUGGAUACAAAUCCAAAGUUUCCACAAAGUCCAAGCCUGCUUCAGAUGAUGAUGAUGAGGAGGCGUUUGUAGAGAUGGUCUGCUCUGCAAAACAAAUUAAGGAUUUAAUGUAUCCUAGUGAUCCAGAUGAUCUCUUACUAACAAAACAGGAUCUAGAGAAUUUGGUGCCAGAGAAAUCUACAAAGGUUCUAACGACAGCUCACUCUUAUCCUCGCGAGGAUCCCGACUUAACAGAUUCAGAUGAGGAUUUUCUUUCGCCCACACUUCUGAUUAUGAGUAAUAUCGACAUGGAUUCUACCAAAGCUGACAUUACAAAUUUCUUCAAAGAUAAUUGCAGCUUGCAAGUUCGUAUUGUUCAGCUAGUAUCGACGGUGGAUGAGGAGAGCAAGAAGACGAAGCUUGAAGCUCAUAUCGAGUUCCGGUCUAAUCAAGAAUUAAAACUUGCGAGAAAACUGAAUGGUCAUCUAAUGGGGAAGUCUCGUAUUUUCUUUGAUAGAACACUUGGCAGCUUACAUGUGUUUUUCAUCUCUGGAUUCAACCGUGAUUUGCGUGAAGAUGAUCUUAAGCGACAAAUAGAGAAAAAGUUUAAAACAUGUGGAGCACUGAAGAAGAUAAUUUUGCCUAAAGAGCAAGAAAAUUUGCUAGGGUUUGGUUACAUAACACAACAUCUGAAGAAACGGUGCUAAGCAUGGAUUCAAGUAUUAUGGGAGACGAAGCAAUCAGUGUUAAGAGUGUUAAUCCAAGAGGUAGAGUUUUUAAAGCUUUAAUGGAAUCUGAAAAUUAGAUUUAGAGUUGUUUAACUUAUGCACAACAUCACUUUGUUGUUGUUAAAACGGAAAUGAUUAUCCAUUCUUACUUGUUAAAUGGUUGGUUGAUGUAAAGAUCUUAUGUGGCUGACUUACUACACCGCUUUAUCUCCCUAAGAUCUUUUGUAAUGAAAAUUAAGUU
Messenger RNA from Brassica oleracea var. oleracea, 1264 nucleotides. Its product is annotated as histone deacetylase HDT3-like. The record is from RefSeq and is a predicted model, not a curated record. The transcript is spliced from 8 exons. Gene Ontology annotation, molecular function: nucleic acid binding. Bases 64 to 1002 code for a protein of 312 amino acids. NCBI's taxonomy places the organism in Eukaryota, Viridiplantae, Streptophyta, Magnoliopsida, Brassicales, Brassicaceae.